Mirounga angustirostris (Northern elephant seal) is the source of this 1386-nucleotide messenger RNA. It is a transcript of the gene TAC3, whose product is annotated as tachykinin precursor 3. The transcript has 7 exons. Gene Ontology annotation, biological process: tachykinin receptor signaling pathway; positive regulation of blood pressure. Lineage: Eukaryota; Metazoa; Chordata; Mammalia; Carnivora; Phocidae. The record is from RefSeq and is a predicted model, not a curated record. Bases 728 to 1108 code for a protein of 126 amino acids.
AGCUGCAGCUAGAAGGAGGACAGAGGGAGAAAUGAGGACGGCAAGGGAUGCCAGACUCACCUCCCACUGCUCAGGGGCCUGAGUCUAGUUGUCUCCGGGGGUGUGGGAGGGCCAGAGAAGCACCUGCCUGAAAUGCUUCUGGCCUGGCAGUUGAGUCUGAAGGUUUAAAGGGCAAGGAGCUGGUGUGUGAACAAUGAGAAGGAGACUCAGAGACCACACCUACUGAGCUAGAUCCAGCAUGGACAUUUUGGUACAAAACAUACACAACAUCAUUCCUUAGUGUGCCCAGCUCAGGGGCUGUUGAGAAGUGGGCUGCUGGAUAACAUACUGCAGGUUUGUGGUGUGUGUGUGUGUGUGUGUGUGUGUGUGUGCGUGCGCACGCGCGCACGCAAGCACGCCUGCAGCCUAUAUCCUCCUUUUUCUUCACCAGCCUCCCCCCUCCCCUCCAGCCACCCUGGGAUUGGUGAUUCGCAGCCCCUCCCCCAGCCCCCCAGACCCUCCCAGAGCCUUUAUCUGGGAGCUGCCCAGGAGUUCCUGCCACAUCCUCAGAUCCCCUCCACUCCCUGUCUCUCUCUCCACGGAGGCAGCAGCACCACCAGCGCACGUGUGUGUGUGUGUGUGUGUGUGUGUGUGUGUGUGUGUGGUGGGGGAGUGGGCAGUGCUCCCAGCCAGCUCCCUGAUCCUGUUAGACCAUCUGCCCUAGGCUCAAGGCUGCUCCACAGGCACCAUGCGGAAGGCCCUGCUAUUUGCAGCCAUUCUGGCCAUCAGCCUGGCUUACAGUUUUGGGGCUGUCUGGGAGGACUCACAGGAGCAGGUGGUGCCUGGUGGGGGCCACAACAAGAAGGACUUGGACCUCUACCAGUUGCCCUCGUCCUUGCUCCGGAAACUCUAUGAUGGCCGCUCCGUCUCUCUGGAUGGAUUGCUCAAAAUGUUGAGCAAGGCUAGCAUGGAUCCUAAGGAAUCGCCACUUCCCCAGAAACGUGACAUGCAUGACUUCUUUGUGGGGCUUAUGGGCAAGAGGUAUAUCCAGCCAGACACUUCUAUUGAUGUAAACCAAGAGAAUGUCCCCAGCUUUGGCACCCUCAAGUAUCCCCCCAGUGUGGAAUGAGCACUCUACUUCUGGAUCCCUGGGCUGCAUCGUGAAGACACCUGUCACCCCCUCUCAACCCCCAGCUGCAUGUGCUCCCAUUCCCCUUUCUUUCCCCCAUCCUUGUAACACUCUUGUACUUUGACUCCUUCCCCAUCCCUCUACUCCACCGUGAUGUAGAAACCGCAGAGUGAGCAUCCUCAGUCCCCUUGGGCAUUGACUAUAGAUUCCCCUGGGGUUUCUGGAGUGUCCUCCGUUAAAAAUAAGACGCCUCUUUCUACUCCUCAACAAUAAAGGAU